Molecule: messenger RNA, 2277 nt
Organism: Pieris rapae (cabbage white)
Lineage: Eukaryota; Metazoa; Arthropoda; Insecta; Lepidoptera; Pieridae
Gene: DEF8
Product: differentially expressed in FDCP 8 homolog
Exons: 1
Coding region: 171-1487 (438 amino acids)
Source: RefSeq, a predicted model, not a curated record
GACCAGAAAAAUAACAAGUAAUAAUAAUUAAUGAUACAUACACUUAGUACUCAGUCAUCGUAUAUUUGAAACAAAGAAAUAUGUAAUGACGCAGUUGUCUAUCUAACGUCCGUUAUGGAAAUUGACGCAUCACAUUAAGUGUUUAGUGUUUUAUUAAUAAAACAUCAAUAAUGGCAGCAGCCUUGGCGAACGAUUCACCAAAAUAUCGGAACAGUCUGAUAUGCUGCAGCCCUCGCAGCGUGGAGGAAUCAAUAUCAUCAUCUUCCACGUCCGGUUGUGUAUCGGCGGAAGAGAGCAUCGACUCCAAUUACAUUCCAAAAUCAAUUACAAUCAAAAACCUAAAAAUCGACAGUACAGCGACGCGCGAAGAGAUCGAAAAGGCGAUAAUCCAAUGCAAAGAGCUUGUUUUAAGCAGCCCCCAGUGCUCCGAUGAACGUAAAUGGUUAGUCCGAUAUUUAGUUGAACUAAGAUUACGCCUUGAGGACUUAAAAGACGCAGAUGGACAAAUAAGAAGCAAAGUUACAAUUAAAGGACACCAUUUCGAACAACAAACGAAUAUAAGUAAUAGAAAGCAGUACUGUGAUCAUUGUAGUGGGGUUAUUUGGAGUAUUGUUCAAAGCUCUUACAUAUGCAGUGACUGUGGUUAUGUGUGCCAUUACAAAUGUGUUGAUGAUGUAUGUAGAGUCUGUGCACAUGUUGUUAUGACAGAAAAGGGGCAGUUUGAAAUGCAUAUCUGCCCGGAAAAGGGACUUGCAGCCCAAGAUUAUAAGUGUGCUGAGUGCCAAACAACACUUACAUUUAAAGACUCUUGGAAUGAGCCUAGAUUGUGUGACUACACAGGCAUGUAUUUCUGUACUACAUGUCAUUGGAAUGAUCUAUUUGCUAUACCUGCAAGAGUAAUUCAUAAUUGGGACUGGGACAAGCGAUGUGUAUCUCGGCUUGCUUAUCAAAUGCUAUCUAUAUCUUGGACACAGCCGUAUGUAGAUGUAGAGAAUGUUAAUUGCAAGUUGUUCAGCUUCAUAGCUGAAUUGGAAUGGGUGCACAAAAUGCGCAAAGACUUAGAAUGGAUGAAGAGAUAUUUAUGUGCAUGUCCAGAAGGAACAAGCCUCCUAUCACCACUAUUUGUACAACUUGGGGAUGUGAAUAAAAAGUACAGUAUGUCCCACUUACAAGCAAUCAAUGAUGGAAGUUUAGAAACACAGCUGACUGAGUUGACAGAGAUUUGUAGAGCUCAUAUAACAAAGUGUCGAUUAUGUUCUGGUAAAGGUUAUUUAUGUGAAGUGUGCAGCAAUAAUGAGGUUUUAUAUCCCUUUGAUAGUGGAGCAAUAAUGUGUGAUAGAUGCAAUUCAAUGUACCAUAGAGGUUGCUUGCUUCGUAAAGCUCAGAAAUGCUUGAAAUGUGUACGUAUAGAUGCAAGGAAGAAAUGUAAUGUAGAAGAUGAUGUUGAUGCAAAUUUGGAGUAUGAUAUCGAUAAGUUUAUUCAGUAGUAGUACUAUUGAGUGAAAAAUUCAGUUUAGAUUCAUAAAUAUUGAUUUUUUUAGAAUUUGGUUACCUCAUUGGUAAAUUUAUUGUUACAAAUGUAGCAUUAUUUAUAUAUAUAUAUAUAUAUCUUAUAUUUUAAAAUAGUUUGACAACUGCUCUUGUAUUUGUAACAUUAGGAUACAAAAACUUACUGUAGUAAACAUUUUUACACCAUACAAUUUAAUUUGUAUCUUUUAUUAGAAUUCUGCAAUUCAAUUUUUUAAUUUUAAUUUUAUUACGCUAACACACAUUUUUAUGUUCUCACUGUAUAUUAAAAUUGUCUAGAUUGUUGUAUAAGGCGCCUUGUUUGUGCGCCGUGGAACAAUGUUGAAUGUUUCUCAUAUGAAAUAAUUUUACACACCUCUUUUGAAUUCAUAAAAUGCUUUAUUAAUUGGUGCUGAUAGUUUAAGCUAAUUUUAAAGCAUAAUAAACACAUUUUGAUGAAACUAAUUAAAUAUAUAAAUUGGCAGUCCCAUGCUGGUAGUCAGCUUAUAAGCACUAGAAAUGCAACAAACAGAUGCAAAGUGCCACAUUAAAUUUAGCAUAAAUGCUUUAAUUAACAUAAUAUUAUUCGACUAACAUACAUAUUAAUUUAAAAAGUUUUUGGUGAGAUUUUUUUGUUGAUUUUGGUGAUUAACAACUACUUUGACUUAGAUAACAAUACAUGUACUAACACAUUUUAACCAGUAGAAUAAAAUAUUAAUGACUUUUAUCCUUGUGAAUACAAUUUGACAAUUGGUUUUAUUAUACAUUAUU